GGCACAUGUAAAAACCAAUUAUUUUGCAUUUAUCACAAUUUUCCCCAAAAAAAGAAUCAUAGUAAAGAUUUUUAUAGAAGCUACAUGUAUUAUUCUUUGUAAGUACGAAAAUGCCAUUUGAUGGUACUAAAAUCUUAAAUCUUAUGGGAAAUGGGACGUGAAAUGCCCUGGGUGGAUGUGCUUGUCUUCAGGCCUUGGUCAUGGUGGAGGUGCUUGUCUUCAGCCCUUGGCGGAUGUGCCUUUCUUCAGCCAUUGCCCAUUGUGUUUUAUAGUUUCAGGAGAAGUAAUCACCAUGCAAGCUUCCACUCUGCUGAGGAUUCCUUUCAUCAGACAAGGAGCAGCGUGUUUUCUGGGAAGGAGUGUUAUCUUUGAUAACAAAGUUGUGUCUGUCAUCAGUAAUAAUACAGUGAGAAUGUUACAUGAAAGAUGCAGGACUAAGAUUGCUAGGACUUGUCACAGACUCAGUGACCAGUCUACCAUGAGACUCUUCCACUUAUGCCGGGGAUACAGGAUAAAAGAUUAUCGGCAGCAGACGCUAGAUGUCAAGAAAGACUUUGAUGAUAAAGACAAUGAAGAACAAACUGCCAUGCUUGAAAAGAUCUCCAUUCUGAAACUUUUCUCGAGAUUGAAUAGUGAUUAUUUGAAUAGUCUGAUUGAGAAAAUAGUAAGUGAAGGGGAUGUUGAAAUGACUGUUCAAGAUUGGGAAGACAUUGAUAAAAAUAUCGGAGAGAAUUUUGAAGAAAAGAGCACAUUUGGGAAAUACUGGUCAACACAGAUGAUGGCAUUCUUCAACAAUCAGUUGUUCAUGAAACGAGCCAAGUCCUUGCUGGAUUAUGUGUCCAUUGACAAGGCACAUGUGUCCAUUUUAAAACACUUCCUCGACCUGUGUAGGAAAUGUGAUGAGAGUGAUGUUCAGGAAGAUAUCUAUCGGGUUUACGAUGUCUUGAAUGAAAGACUCGACUUGCUUGACUUUGACACCAUAACUGUAAUCAUUAUGGCGCUUUGUAAAACCAAAAGAUGGAAAGAGAGUCUUGAGUUGCAGAGGAAAGUAGAAACUCUUGAAAAACCAGUUGCUUCUUCAUUAUCCUCCAUUGCCAGAGCAGCAGUGGAGGCGGCCGAUUUCAGGACGGUGGAUACUGUUUUGCAUAAAAUGGGCGACCUAUGCUUUUUCCCUUCACCGUUUGUUUACACUGAAGUCAUACGGAUGAAAAACUUUGAGACAAGUUUUGAUAUGCUGCUGAUGAUGCUGAGGCAUAUGAGGAAGAAUUUGUGGUAUCUAGACGAAUCUGUUGCCAAGGAGAUGAAAGAAUGGUUUGUGACAAAGGAUCCAAAAGGAGGGUCAUGGCAGGUCAAUCUCACCAGAGUCAAUAAAAGUGGUUUUUGUGAGCACUGCAACCAUCGAAUGGAGCGUGUCCAUCUUAGUGAUAAAGACUUCAAAAUGUUACGAGCCAGCUUCAUGGAAAGAUCUGUCAUCGGCCAGGAUGUAUUUGUGAACACAACUCCAGAAGAAAUAGAAGAAUUCGAGGCAUUUCUGAAAAAGAAUGGUCCAUAUGAUAUAGUUAUUGAUGGAUUGAAUAUCGUACAUGCGACCAAGCACUCCAACUAUCAUCGGUUGCUAAAUGUGGUUACACAGUGUUGGCAACAGCGCUGGAGAAGCCUGGUCCUGAUCAGAGCCCAUGCGCAGAAGUUGAAGGUUCUCACCAAGGUACAGCAGAAAGCUGAUGUCUUCUUUGCCAAGAACUUAUCCUCAGAUGAUCCGUUUCUUGUUUACGCUGCACUCCACAGCGGGAAAAACACAUACAUCAUGAGCAGAGACGAACUGCGAGAUCAUCGUUAUCUCCUCGGUGAAAAGAUGGCCAACCUGUUCAAAGUCUGGCAGAGAUCUCACCAGGUGGUGUUGAAUAAUGUGAUCAUGCAUGGGCCCAGACAAGGAGGGGCUUGGCUCAGGUUUCCUCCAAAACACCAAGUUUGUGCUCAAGAAAGCCGUGACGGUUGGCACAUCCCAUAUGAUGACAGAGCCGCUAGGGUGUCCUAUGAGAGCCCUGAUACAUGGCUGUGUGUAAAACGUUUGGAUGCCAAUUGGAAGAUGUAAAUGUUCCGUUGGAUGGCCGUGUAUUGCUUGUUAGAUUUGGACUCUUGAUACACUUGUAGUUUGUGGGUCUAAGGGAGAGCACCAAGAACCCCUAAGGAGGGGUCUCCAGUGAAUCUUUGUUUGGUCAGGCAUCUUUGAGUUGUCUCGAGGUCUCCACAGCUAAUGUUCCGUUACUGUAGACAUGGGGUGAACCACCAAUUUAGAUCAAAUGAAUUUUGUAAAUGAUGGUAACUUGGUAGUAAAAUAUUUGCAAAUCAUGAAUGUUCAAAGGUUUUCAGCUGUAUGCCUAAAAACAUUCCCAGAAUUGUGUCAUUCCCAGGGCCAUGCACCAAGGGGGGUCCUCGCGCUAAAUAUAGCAUUGACCAAUAUCUGAAAUCUAUCUAGUUACUCUAUAAACCAGGUACAAUCUGCGUCGCAGUGCCAAAGUUUCUCCAAACUUUCCCAGAUUUGCGUCAUUCCCAGGCCUUUUACCAAUGGGAACCUGUGAAUAAAGCAUAGCCAGAUAUCCAAAAUCUAUUGGGUUACAGUAGACGUCAUUUGAACAUGUCAGUCUUUCUCGGGUAGCAGACUACGAUACCUUGGUCGUUUCAUCUCCAUUCUAUAUUUACCCUGUUGACUAUUUUUGGAAAGGAUGUAGUUUCAAGCAUACUGCAUACCCAGAAAAAUAAACAAACAUGACUCUGUUCUAUAAAUACUCUGACAGGCCUAUAAUAAUAUAAUUUUGUUGAAAAGGCUUGGAUGAUACGUUGGCAUGCCUGACGUCAACGUGAGAAGUUGAGGCAGUCUGGCAGCACAAAUGUAUGAAGAGGCGGGAUGAAAGCCGACUGUAACAUUGCUUUGUAAGGCCUCGAGGUAUUCAGCUUUGAUCUUUCUCUCAAAUAACCUGUCUUCAGAAUGCAAUUCUUUGUGACUUUUAUUACCUAUGAUGAGUCAAAUACUUCAUUUAGACCUUUUUUGGUCUUGUUGGCUGGUCUGAUGCGACUAGU
This is a messenger RNA of Lineus longissimus, 3078 nucleotides long. RefSeq names its product mitochondrial ribonuclease P catalytic subunit-like. Gene Ontology annotation, biological process: mitochondrial tRNA 5'-end processing; tRNA 5'-leader removal. Gene Ontology annotation, cellular component: mitochondrial ribonuclease P complex; mitochondrion. The coding region runs from base 176 to 2092 and encodes 638 amino acids. Gene Ontology annotation, molecular function: ribonuclease P activity; protein binding. The record is from RefSeq and is a predicted model, not a curated record. The transcript is spliced from 5 exons. Lineage: Eukaryota; Metazoa; Nemertea; Pilidiophora; Heteronemertea; Lineidae.